Molecule: messenger RNA, 560 nt
Organism: Ipomoea nil (Japanese morning glory)
Lineage: Eukaryota; Viridiplantae; Streptophyta; Magnoliopsida; Solanales; Convolvulaceae
Exons: 3
Coding region: 55-483 (142 amino acids)
Source: RefSeq, a predicted model, not a curated record
UCUCUUCUGAUAUCUAUAAAGUAACUAACCGCCUAAGAUCAGACGGCGUAGAACAUGCUCACCGCUCUCCGAUUAGCAACGGCGAGAACCCCACCACCCGCUAGCCCUUUGCCGCACCGAUUGCUUGGCCGGAGCCACAUCAGAUUACGACGAGCUGUAACAACAGGAGCUGCUGGCUGUCCCGACGCCGCCGCCGACGACGACGACAUGCAGAAAGUAAACGACACCGAGAAACCGCCGCCGCAGCCUGCUGCCGAACAACCACCCAAAGUCGGGGACACAAUGUCAUCGUUUGGGGAAGGAUAUGCGACGAGGUCCGACGAGGAAGGGUUCGGAGGGAUAUACGGCGGAAAUACAGGGGAAGAAGAAGGAGAGAAAAUUAUCCGAGGAAAUACCCCUGCCGAAUAUGGUGAGAAUCAAGGCAGCGAAGUAAAAGAGAAGGAGAAAGGGCGCCACCAACCCCAUCAUCACCCUUCAACCUAGCUACCUACGUACCUACAAUAUGCAUGCAUGCAUGGCAUUCACUGCUCAUUGCAACACAACACAACAAAAUACAUAUA